Symbiodinium natans is the source of this 1371-nucleotide messenger RNA. The record is from the annotation of a GenBank genome assembly. NCBI's taxonomy places the organism in Eukaryota, Dinophyceae, Suessiales, Symbiodiniaceae.
AUGAGGGUGUCAUGGCGGCAGGGUGACUCCACCCUUUGGGACGCCUACUCGAAACAAGGCUCCAUCGACUUCAACGGCAUCCUCCAGGAGAACGAGGAGUCCAACCCAAACUUGCACGAGGUCAUCAUCAAGACAAGCCAUGGCUGCACCGCCUGUCUCGGACGUUGUGUGCUGCAUCCGUAUGGGUGGCCCAAGUUCUUCUGGAGCUUCAUCCUGCUCUUGGCAGUCCUCUGGGAUGCGAUUACCAUCCCGCUGCAGCUCUUUGACCUCGGCUCCUUCUCAACGACGCUGGACAGCAUCAACACGGCGACGAUCAUCUUCUGGUUAACAGACAUCCCUGUCAGCUGCUUCACGGCCGUGGAUCGCGACGGAGUCCUGGACUUCCGCCCUCGCUCAUGUGUUCAUGACUACAUCAGGGGCUGGUGUCUGCCAGACGUGCUCAUGGUCUUGGGAGACUUGGUUGUAUCGACCGUAGGCUCCAACCAGAGUCUUGCUGCUACAGCCGGAACUCAGGGUCUCCGCGUCUCGCGGCUGAUUCGGCUCUCUCGCUUGGUGCGUCUGGUCAGGCUCUACAAGGCAUCGGCGACGGUGGAGUCUUUGGUUGAUUACGUUCGCUCCCCGCUGAUCGUGGUGCUGAUUGGCCUGACCAAGCUGAUUCUGUUUAUCCUCUUCGUGAACCACUACAUCGCAUGUGCCUGGUGUGCAAUGGCCUACUUCAGUGAAGGCACCCCUACCUGGGCAGAUGGCCACAUGAAAGCGCCAGACGAUUUCCGUGAGCUUUAUGCCUUGUCGCUGCACUGGAGCCUGACGCAGUUCACACCAUCCACACAGGACAUUGGGCCGUCCAACAUACGCGAGCGCAUCUUCGCUGCAGGCGUGGUGAUUUUUGCCCUCAUUGUGUUUUCAUCCUUCGUGAGCAGCAUCACCAAUCAGAUGAACCAGAUCCGCACUUGGAACGCCAAGAGCAUCGAGCUGGACGCGUUGCUGCGGCACUUCCUGAAGUCGCGAAAGAUCUCGACGCAGCUUGGAGUUCGCAUCACCAACUUCUUCAAGGUCAGUCAGAAGCAGAAGGCCGAGACUCCUUUGGAAAGUAUCUCGUUCUUGGCAAGUCUACCCGAGAGUUUGAAAAUUCAUCUCUACAGCGAGAUCUUCUUGCCUGCUUUCAAGACCUCUGGACUGUUUAGCCGCGUCAUGAGAGUCGACUACCGCCUGCUCUCGAAGACGUGCAGCCGAGCAUUCAAGGAACAGUACUGCCCACCAGAGAUCGACAUCUUUAUCGAAGGGGCGACUGCAGCAGGCGUCCUCAUCGUCCACCGCGGUGACAUGACGUAUCAGCUCCUUGGCUUGCCCGGUGUUGCAAGAUGCUCUUGA